AUGGCUGGCGGCAAGUCUCGACGUCACCAUCAUCAGCUGCCAUUAGCGGUUGAAGACGAAGAAUCUCAGACGGACACCGAUACCGAGACCAACAACGGCUUCUAUGUUUCUGGACCAGAAGCAGCAGCGAUCAUGGCCGAAUACAUGAUUGACCAACAGGAGCACCCAGACAGUGAAGAUGAACAUAUCGUGCCCACCGAUUCCUACGAUAUCAACAACGUUGACUUGAUUGAACCCAGAUUCUCAGUCGGCCAAAUGGUGUGCAUCCGACAGGAGGGACCAGACUCAUCGACACUCGGAAAAAAGAACAAGGACGAUGGAAGUUACUGGUCAGAGUCAACAUAUCACAUCCUCGCUGCAAGACGGCGCUGUGGUUUUCCUUCACAGGACGAGAAGUCAUGGACCGAGGAGGAAUGGGAGGAGGAGCAGAUGACUGCGUCACGCGAGGCCAUUCCUGACGACAGCUUUGAUCACGACUGCGUUGGUGCCGACGGAAACGAACCCUGUGAUGGGUGUGACUUACGUGAGAAGUAUGAAUGGUGCUACAAGCUCUGGUACAAUAGUGGCCAAUUUCCCCUCUUUCCUGGGACUCUCUCGCCUUGGUUCGCUGCAGGAUGGCUGGCGUUCAAUGCCGAAGAAGACUAUCAUCCGCCAGACCUCGAGGCCGAUGGGGGAAAUUGCAUGGAAGGUGAAAGCAUUGGUGACAUAGAUGGGAAUUAG
Molecule: messenger RNA, 720 nt
Organism: Exophiala bonariae
Lineage: Eukaryota; Fungi; Ascomycota; Eurotiomycetes; Chaetothyriales; Herpotrichiellaceae
Exons: 1
Coding region: 1-720 (239 amino acids)
Source: RefSeq, a predicted model, not a curated record